Molecule: messenger RNA, 1320 nt
Organism: Xenopus laevis (African clawed frog)
Lineage: Eukaryota; Metazoa; Chordata; Amphibia; Anura; Pipidae
Product: aurora kinase A and ninein-interacting protein
Exons: 4
Coding region: 296-1252 (318 amino acids)
Source: RefSeq, a predicted model, not a curated record
AGGAUAGUAACUAGCCGCUACCCUAGCAACAGUCGACUGCUGCGCAAAUUACAGGCAAUCUGCUAGACAGCACUAAUUGUGAUUUCCCCCUUCGCAGGCGAUAUACUGGGCGCCUAAAUGUGAGGACAUUGACUGGCGCGUAAUUCAACUCUAGGCAAAGACAUUCUUCUUCACUUUUUAUUAUUCUCGCUCGUAGAAUUUAGCGGUUGGACUUUGAACUAGGUACUGAAUCUAUGAGAUUGCGAGGUUUCACGUUGUGCUUUAUUUAAGAGUAUCAACAGCCAAGCUGUGUGACAUGAAGCUGAAAGGGAAAAAUGCCCGCUCCCUGCAACAGACCGAAGAGUGCGGGGUUUGGCUGGACACUGCUGAGUUAAAAAGGAAACCCACGCAGACUGUGCUUCCCAAUUCUUCCUCGGUCAGAUUUCAUCCUUUCUCAAGGAGAAAACCAUUUGAGUUGGCUGCAUUUGAUUUCACUCAAACAAAAACGCCCCAGCCAUGUACCAAGCAGACAUCCAUGCACUACUACUUCACAAAAGCUGGCAACACGAAUGAGGUACUGAAGAAAAAAUGCAAAAUGAUAGAUCAUCUUCCUACAGUAACUGCAAGUGUCCACGAAAAAGAUAUAAGAGAAAAUACACAUGAAAAUUCAAAUACAGUUCAUCCUUUCUCUGACACAAUGUGCCCACUAGGAAGUACAGGUGCAAUAGUAUUCUUGAAGGACGAUAAUAGUAUGAAUAACCCAGCUGAAGAUCAAGAAUCUCCUGAUUCAUGUGAAAGACAUACAGACAUGGAGCAACCAAUCACUGGGGAGCAUGGAAGUGAUAUGCUGGAAAAUUUGAAUCCAUCUCAAACCAGUUCUUUUAGAUGUGAUUCAUUAUUUAAAAGACAGAAUGAUGUGCAAAUCACUCUUUCCUGUGCCACUAGUUGCAGAGAUGUGGAAAAAAGAGGAAAUGCUUCUUGCAAUCUGUUGGAUUUACCUUUAAAAUGGUGUUCCAAUGAAAAGUCUGAAAAUGAACAAGAUGACUUGCAUAAUUCUGUAGCAACAAGCCAGCUUUUCACCCAGGAUAGCCAGGGAAACAGGGUGAUUUCUCACUAUUGGAAGAAGCAAAACUCAUUUGUUCCUCUUCAGGACAUGACAAACACACGCCGGGAUUUAUCGAGUAAAUCCAGUGACUUACUGUCAUGCAAUGACUACUCUUUGCAAAGGAUGUUUACCCAGGACUCCGAGGGAAAUGUUGUUAUUAAACACUGACCGACAUCUGUGCAAGAAUGUAGGGACCCAUCACCCAGCUGUAUAAUAAAAUUCACUUUCAAAUUAAA